Colias croceus (clouded yellow) is the source of this 2175-nucleotide messenger RNA. It is a transcript of the gene ric8a, whose product is annotated as synembryn-A. Lineage: Eukaryota; Metazoa; Arthropoda; Insecta; Lepidoptera; Pieridae. Gene Ontology annotation, biological process: G protein-coupled receptor signaling pathway. The coding region runs from base 116 to 1750 and encodes 544 amino acids. Gene Ontology annotation, cellular component: cytoplasm. The record is from RefSeq and is a predicted model, not a curated record. Gene Ontology annotation, molecular function: guanyl-nucleotide exchange factor activity; G-protein alpha-subunit binding. The transcript is spliced from 9 exons.
CCGUCAUCACUCAUCACUCAUCACAAAAUACAGAUUUUUCAAUUUAGUAAUAAACAUUGUGUCUGUAUUUGAAUCAUAUAUUAGAUUAAUUAAUAAAAAGUAAUUGAAGAUAAAAAUGGACGAAAACGAAAUAUCCAUUAUAAGCAGUAAAGAUUUCGCCAAGGUUGCAGAGGUCUUGCAAAACUUUGUAAACAAGAAUGAAAAUAAGUUUGAUUUCCCACAUCUCUCCGAAAAUAACAUGCGUAUCUCCAUUUGGGCGGCUUUAUUCGAACACCUUCAAGAUAAAUCAGCAGAAUCCAUUCAUACUCUUUGUUUAGCUACAGUAAGGGUCUUGAGUCGUGACAAAACUGAGAUGGAAAAUCUCAUAUGUGAGAGGUGGAUGAUAACACUUAUAGAAAAAGCAGGAUUGUACAAUUUCAUAGACCCCAGUGAGGACAUAACAGAAAAUAUAAUUCCAUGCAAAGAAGUAGCAGUAGAAGCGCUUAAAUGCCUUUGCAAUGUUUCAUUUAACAGUGAAGUUGCUAGAGCUCUGUGUGCCCAUACAAGUAUUGCUCAGGGUCUUGUUGCAAGGCUACGGUCAUACAAAGAGAUACCUUAUAAAGAUGAUAUAAUGAUAUUUGAUAUGAAAGUGCUGUUUAUUCUGACUGCAUUGAGGCAAGAUAUAAGAGCAAAGAUAAAAAAUGAACUCCAUGGCAUGGAUUACUUGAUUAGCUGCUUGGGUGAGCUGGUAUCAGAGUCUUUGAAGGUUGAUGAAGCUUCAGGGGGGUUACAACAAAUAAUACUGACUGAUGAUCAAGUAGGGAUUGCAUGUGAGAUAUUGAAGACACAGUUUAACUUGAUGUACCACAGUGGCCCAGAAGAGCCUCUCACUGCGGAGGAAGAGGCUACAUGCUUGAAACUUAUGCCCGUCCUAACGUCGCUGUUGAUGGCUGAAACACACUCUUGGGAUAAGUUAAUGGAUUUGCACAGUAAUAUUGCUAAUUUGCUAACGAGUGUGCCUCCCGAGUUUUAUGAGUAUUUAACGCCAAAGUGCAAUGAUGGGGAGCCAGUGAAACAUUUGUAUGAUGGGAGAAAUAUGGAAGCCAUCCAUGGACUGUUGCAGUUGAUGCAGCAUAGAUUGACUAUCUCCACUACUACACGUGGAAUAAUCGAGAACCUAUCACCAAUACUGACGGUACUGAUCAAGAGUGCUCGCAGUGUAAGGGCGCAGAGGAAAUACCUUCGGUUGACUGUGUUGCCGCCAUUGCGAGAUGUGUCCCGACCACCGGAGAAGGGAACCACUCUUCGGAACCAACUUUGCAGACUAUUGACCACUCCUGUCACGUCGGUCAGGGAUCUUGUGGCCGAGUUCUUGUUCAUUCUUUGCAAGGAAAAAGUGGGUCGCAUGGUCAAAUACACUGGCUUCGGUAACGCAGCCGGUCAUCUCGCUCAAAAGGGCCUGAUGUCCGGUGGCCGCGGACCAGUUCAGUACUCAUCGAGCAGCGAAGACUCAGACACAGAGGAGUAUUUGGAAGCCCAGCCGAAUAUAGACCCAGUGGUCGGAUGCACUAGACCACCUAGGGCCAAUCCCUUUGAGAACAUGACUGAGGAACAGAAAGAACACGAGGCAAUGAAACUCGUGAAUCUAUUCGACAAGAUGGUGUCCCAAGGUGUAGUGAAGCCGGCAACCAUCGGGCCGGACGGGAAACCGAAACCUGUGGAACAUGUGUUGGAGAUGAGAGAAAACCCACCGAAUAGACCACAGUCUUAAAUAUUAUAUACUAUUUAUGUACUUUUUAUGGGAAAUGUUUCAGAAAAUAAUUUGGGUGUUAUAUAAUUUUUGGAUAAGUCAUGUGGUUUUCUUUAAUUUGAAUUAAAAUUGAAUUUCACAUGUGUAAUAUUCAAAUGCAAUGAUUUAUUUAUUUUAUUUUUGGUGUAAUACAAAAACGCAAUUAUUGAGUUAAAGGUAUGUCUAGAACCAAAACGAAGCAUUUCCUAUAAGUAUUAUUGAUAUGCACGAAUUUUUAAAAUAUAUCAUUGAAAUAACUUAAAAAGUAAAAAAAAUUGACACUAAAGUACGGCCAACGAGAAGCGAUACUAAAUGUAAACAAAACACAUGCAAGGUCAUUGGGAAUUGAGUAUUUGAAUAAAAAAAAUUAUUGAUUUUUUUAAUGUAUUUUAAAACCUUAUUAUUAA